CCCAGAGCUGAGCCCAUCUUUGAUUAUAGCAGUCUCCUAACCACAGGUAAAUAUAACUGCAUGCACAUAGUUGUUGGGACUCUAAAGCGAUUUACAAAACAUUUAAUUAUUUUAUUUUUUCAUACAUGCCGUUGUAUCGACAUGAACAUCUAACAUAAACUGUAGAUUUGACGAUAAUGGACAGCCAGACUAUGUGGCAAUUUCCCCGCUGAGAGGCGUAUGCGUGCGGUGAUUGUCUUGUUUUGAGUCCGAGGAUUCCAAGAAGUCAUCGUGAGAAGUGGAGGCCUCUGGACCCACUGUCAUGUGAGAGGAGGCCAGAGAGCUGUGAACACUGAGCAAUCUGUGCGUCAACACAAUUACCUGACCCUGUCUCCAGUAUGAAUGGGGAUACGCCCCAUGUCCCCAUCACCACUGUAGCAGGAAUCACUAGUCUCACAGACUUGUUGAACCAACUGCCCCUUCCCUCCCCACACCCUGCUACCACCACUAAGAGCUUACUGUACAAUGGCAGCAUUGCUGAGAAGGUCAGCUGUCUUCUGGCUUGCCAGGAUGAGAAUCUGGUGGCUCAGCUGUCUCAGAGUCUCAGCCAGGUGUCCACUGAACACAUAGAACUGAAGAACAACCUGGGCAGAGAUGACUUGGAAGGUGAUAUGCCAGUCCUGCUACAGAUUGUUCUGUCCAGGAGCCCCAAUAUCUUCAGGGAAAAAAAUAUGCCAAUUCAAUAUGGGACUCCAGAUGGCACAAGGCAGCCUAUGACGCCACAAUAUAAUGUAACCCAGAAUGCCAUGCAGAACAGCCCAGCCACAUCAAAUUACCAGCCUGCUUCCAUGGCACAGAGCCCAACAAGUGGGUUUGUCCCCCAGCAGACGGGUCCGGGCAGCAGGUUUCCCCAGAACAGCCAUGUGUCCAGCCCCUACACACCUCAGAGCCCAGCCCCGUACAUGCAGUACCCUCAUCCAUCUGGCUACAAUCAGCAGCAACAGAUGCAGCAAGUGUCUGUACUGAGCCCUACAAUCCCUGGUGGCAUGAGGAACAUUCAUGAAAAUCAGGAGAGGGACCAGUCCUUAAGAAACCCCUCACUUCCUUUAAGGUCACCACAGGCUGUGUGCUCACCACCAGACAGAGAUGGAAUUCCCAAAGCUGCCUCCCGCCCACCGCUUAUAAUGCAGUCACCUCCGCAAUACUCCUCACCUCAAGAUGGCUUACCAGACCUCCUGCUCAACUCCCCUGACCACAAGCAGAAGAGAGGCAAGGUGACCCAAGGUGAACGCAGGCAAGCUGAUAAGGCUGCCACCUACGACUUUAUGGCCUCAGAAGAUGAGCUGCCGUUCAACGCAGGGAAGGCAGGCCAGGGACUCAUGCCAGGAGAGCCAGUACAGGAAAAAGACAAACCGCUUAAAAAGCGGAGACCGGACCCUCACCCUCAGGACCCUGGAGCGGUGGAGGACCAACUCGGUACCCAGAUGGCCCCUCAGGAGGCUGGCGCGGCUGAUCACGGCACCACUCGACAGCACUCCCACUCGGAUGCCCAGAGGUUGCAGGAACAGUCCCAGCAGGGCCCGGGAGUCUCCAGCUCGAGUAGACUCCGGCAGUCGGGGUCACAGAGGAACAUUCCGGAAGGGGAGAGAGACAGGAAAGAGGACCAAGGAACACAGCAGAGGGACAUUGUCAAGGGCUCUGCACCCGUGGUGGUGCUCCAGAAGCUGUCCCACGAGGAGGUGCAGAAGCUGAUCAAGGAGAAGCACAAGAGCCCCAGAAGCUCACACAAGCACCAUCACCACUCAGAGCGCUCCAGCAGAGACAUGCAGGCAGGGAUGGACUCCAGCGCUGCUGACAGGGUGAAGCUUGGCAAGCGCAGACGAGGCGCAACCAAUGACAGACCCAGAUAUGCAGAGGUCAGCUCUGGAGAUGACAGUGAACCCGAGCGAGACUCUGUGAGGAAGCGCCAGAGGAAGGACAAUGACAGAGCCUGGGAGUACGAGGAACCCGAGUCCAGGAGAGGCAUAAGCUCACGCAGUCGCUAUGGAGACCGCAGCCCUGACACCUCCGACCGGGACUCACCGCCUCCUCCCAGCCUGAGUGAUGUUGCAAGGAGUCUCCAGAAGAAAGAGAAGCAGAAGAAAAGAAAGGCAUAUGAGCCCAAGCUCACACCAGAAGAAAUGAUGGAGUCAUCCACCUUUAAGAGGUUCAUUGCCAGUCUGGACAGCAUUCUAGAAAACCUUGAGGAUGUUGACUUCUCUAUACAGGAUGAUGAUGAAAUUCCACAGGAGUUGCUUCUGGGCAAACAGCAGCUGAGUGAGCUAGCCAGUGAGUCAGCCAAGAUCAAAGCCAUGGGCAUCACCUGCAAGAUUCCAUCUGAGAGACUGGUGAAGGUGUUGAGCAUGUUGGAGAAGAACAUUCAGGAUGGGGGCAAUCUCUCUACCUUGAUGAACCCUGAGAACGACACAGAGGAUGAGGAGCGCCUGUGGCGGGACCUCAUCAUGGAGCGCGUCACCAAAUCAGCGGACGCGUGCCUGACGGCGCUCAACAUCAUGACGUCGCCGCACAUGCCCAAGGCCGUCUACAUCGAGGACGUGAUUGAGAGGACCCUGCAGUACACCAAGUUCCACCUGCAGAACACGCUCUACCCCCAGUACGACCCUGUGUACCGGGUGGACCCUCAGGGAGGAGGUCUGUUGACUUCCAGAGCCAAGCGGGCGAGGUGCUCGACGAGCAAGCAGAGAGUCAUCAUCAUGCUCUACAACAAAGUGUGCGACGUUGUGAGCAGCAUCUCUGAGUUGGUUGAUAUCCAACUGUUGACAGACACCACAAUCCUGCAGGUGUCCUCCAUGGGCAUCACGCCCUUCUUUGUGGAAAAUAUCAGUGAGCUGCAGCUGUGUGCCAUCAAGCUGGUGACCGUGGUGUUCUCCCGCUACGAGAAGCACAGACAGCUGAUCCUGGAGGAGAUCUUCACCUCUCUGGCCAGACUGCCCACCAGCAAGCGCAGCCUCAGGAACUUCAGGCUGAACAGCAGCGACGCGGACGGUGAGUCCGUGCACAUCCAGAUGGUGACUGCCCUGGUGCUGCAGCUCAUCCACUGCGUGGUCCAUCUGCCCUCUGACCAGGACUCCAUUGAGGAGAGUAAGAUGGAUGAGGAUGUUCUCAUCAACACCUCCUAUGAGACAGCCAGGAGGACAGCCCAGAACUUUCUCUCUGUGUUCCUCAAGAAGUGUGGGAGCAAGCAGGGGGAGGAGGACUACCGGCCACUGUUUGAGAACUUUGUGCAGGAUCUGCUGUCCACCGUCAACAAGCCCGAGUGGCCAGCAGCCGAGCUGCUACUCAGUCUGCUGGGGAGACUACUGGUCCACCAGUUCAGUAAUAAGCAGACAGAGAUGGCUCUCAGGGUGGCCUCGCUGGACUACCUGGGCACCGUGGCGGCCAGGCUCCGCAAAGACGCAAUCACCAGCAACAUGGACCAACGCACCAUAGACCGCAUCCUCAAAGAGACCUCAGGUAAUGAUGAGAUCCAGCAGCUCCAGAAGGCUCUGCUCGAUCAUCUGGAAGAGAAUGCAGAGACUGCACCUGCACUGAUUUUUGCGCGUAAGUUCUACAUAGCGCAGUGGUUCAGGGACUCCACCACGGAGGCGGAGAAGGCGAUGAAGAAGGGCCAGGAGAAGGAGAAGGACGAGGACGUCCACGAGGGUCGGCGUCACGCCAAGGAGCUCAAGAGCACUGGGGAGAUCAUGCAGCGGGCCGAGGCCCGCAAGAAGUUCCUGCGCAACAUAAUCAAGACCACUCCUGCCCAGUUUAAUACACUCAGAAUGAACUCAGACACUGUGGACUAUGAUGAUGCAGGCUUGAUUGUGCGCUACCUAGCCUCUAUGAGGCCAUUCGCACAAAGCUUUGACAUCUACCUGACCCAGAUCCUGAGGGUCCUGGGCGAGAGUGCCAUAGCCGUCAGGACUAAAGCCAUGAAAUGUCUGUCCGAGGUGGUGGCCGUGGACCCCAGCAUACUGGCACGGAAGGACAUGCAGAACGGGGUUCACGGGCGUCUGAUGGACUCGUCCACCAGCGUGCGGGAGGCUGCAGUGGAGCUGCUGGGCCGCUUCGUGCUGAGCCGCCCCCAGCUCACAGAGCAGUACUACGACAUGCUCAUCAAGAGGAUACUGGACACGGGCAUCAGUGUGAGGAAGAGGGUGAUUAAGAUCCUCAGAGACAUCUGCCUGGAACAGCCCACCUUCAGCAAGAUCACCGAGAUGUGUGUGAAGAUGAUCCGCAGGGUCAAUGACGAAGAGGGCAUCAAGAAACUGGUCAAUGAGACAUUCCAGAAGUUGUGGUUCACCCCAACUCCAGGCAACGACAAAGAGGCCAUGAACAGGAAGAUUCUGAACAUCACAGAUGUGGUUGCUGCUUGCCAAGACAGUGGUUACGACUGGUUUGAACAGCUUCUGCAGAAUCUGCUGAAGUCUGAGGAGGAUUCCUCCUACAAGCCCACCAGGAAGGCCUGUGUGCAGCUGGUUGACAGUCUAGUGGAUCACAUCCUGCGCUAUGAGGAGUCCCUCUCAGAGCAUAAGAAUGUGAACUCCACUCGGCUUGUCGCCUGCAUCACCACCCUCUAUCUGUUCAGUAAAGUCAAGGCCGACUUCAUGGUCAAACAUGCCAUGACUAUGCAGCCCUACCUGACCACCAAGUGUAACUCCACGAAUGACUUCAUGGUGAUCUGCAACGUGGCGAAGAUCUUGGAGCUGGUGGUGCCUCUGAUGGAGCAUCCAAGUGAGAGCUUCCUGACCACAAUUGAGGAGGACCUGAUGAAGCUCAUCAUCAAAUAUGGCAUGCUGGUGGUCCAACACUGUGUGAGCUGCCUUGGUGCAGUGGUCAACAAAGUGACACACAACUACAAGUUUGUUUGGGCUUGUUUUAAUCGAUACUACGGUGUCCUGACCAAGCUAAAGGUCCAUCACCAGCAGGACUCCAACCACUCCAUAACGGACGCCAAGCGUCCGAUCCUGAUGCGCUCCCUCUUCACUGUGGGCGCUCUGUGUCGCCACUUCGACUUUGACCUGGAGCGCUUCAAGGGCAGCAGCCAAAUUGUUAUCAAAGAGAAGGUUCUGGAACUCCUUCUGUACUUCAUAAACAAUGAGGAUGAGGAAGUGCAAGUGAAAGCCAUCAUUGGUUUAGGCAACCUGCUCAUCAUGCACCCCAGCCAGAUGUUCAUUCCCGAGGUGAAGCGCCUCUACAACGGGCUAUUGUCUGACGUGAAGAGCCCGGUGAACCUGAAGAUCCAGGUGCUGAAGAACCUGCAGAUGUAUCUGCAGGAGGAAGACAUGCGCAUGCUGGAGGCUGACAGGGAGUGGAACAAGCUGUCCAAGCAGGAGGACCUGAAGGAGAUGGGCGACAUCACGUCGGGCAUGAGCAGCUCCAUCAUGCAGCUCUAUCUGAAGCAGGUGCUGGAGGCCUUCUUCCACACACAGUCCAACGUGCGCCACUUCGCCCUCAGCGUCAUCGCCCUCACUCUCAACCAAGGCCUUAUCCACCCUGUGCAGUGUGUUCCGUACCUUAUUGCAAUGGGAACAGACACAGAGCCAACUAUGAGGAACAAGGCAGACCAGCAGAUAGUGGAGAUUGACAAGAAAUACAGCGGAUUCAUUCACAUGAAGGCUGCGGCCGGGAUGAAGAUGUCCUACCAGGUGCAGGAGGCCAUCAUGGCCCAGCGUAAGGGCAUCAUCCGGGGCUUCCGUCAGGAGGAGUCCAUCAGCGCGCUGUGUGCGCAGCUCUACUCCAUGGUGCGCAGCAACAGGCAGCACCGCCGCGCCUUCCUCAUCUCGCUCCUCAACCUGUUCGAUGACACCUCGAAGGUGGAGGUGAACAUGCUGCUGUUUGUGGCCGACAACCUGGCCUACUUCCCCUACCAGAGCCAGGAGGAGCCGCUCUUCAUCAUGCACCACAUCGACAUCAGGCUGUCCGUGUCUGGCAGCAAUCUGCUGCAGACCUUCAAAGAGUCGUUGCGGAAGCCCGGUCAGCCGGAGAAGAAAGAAAAGGAGCGACAGGCCAAUAGCACCGCGUGGGACGUGGACGUGAGCGAGGAGGAGCUGGACAACCCUGACGUCGAUGUGGACAACGACGGCACAAAGGAGAAGCCUCCAGAGGAGGAGCAGCAGGAGGAGCCGCCGCCGCCGCCCGUCGACAAGAAAGCCGACGCCGAGUCGGAGUCCGACUCCGACUUGGAGGACGUGGACGUGGUGAUGGAGCGGCUGCCGGAGGACACCAUGCCCCUGAUGGAGUUCGCCCGCGCCUCGCAGGGCAUCCUGCUGCUGCUGGUCCUCAAGCAGCACCUCAAAGCUCUCUACGGCUUUUCAGACGGCAAAAUCCUCAAGUACUCCCCCACAGAGUCAGCGAAGGUAUAUGACAAGGCUGUCAAUCGGAAGGCAAAUAUUCACUUCAACCCUCGCCAGACCCUCGAGUUCCUGUCCAACAAUGUAGCCAACGCUGAGCUCACUUUCGAGCUCAAGAAGAGGAUCGUCCAGCAGUUCCUCGACUUUAAGUUGCUGAUGGACCACCUGGACCCAGAUGAAGAUGAAGAGGGAGAAGGAGAGACAGGUGCUAACGCCCGGAACAAAGCCAUCAACGCCCUGCUGGGGGGGUCUGGCCCCAGUGCUGGCCCGGCUCACAGCCCCCGGAAUCACGCAGCGGACACGGAGGAGGAUGACAGCGACACCGAAGACAGGACCCCUGGGGCCAGGAAGGCAAAACGUGGGGGGGAUAGCGGUGAAGCAGUGGGGAACAUGUCUGAAAGCGUGGAGCCAUCCGACUUGGUGGCCUUCCUGCGUCCGCAGUACAAGGACCGGCCUCAGAUUGCCCGCGUGAUACAGAGGACCGCUGACGGCUACAGCAUCCGCUGGCUGUCUGGCUCCUACAACAGCCCCUGGACGGAGGCCAAGAGGCGAGAGGGACGCAAACAAGUGCCUUGGCUGGAUACCAUCAAGGAGUCAGAUAUCAUCUACAAGAAACUCCCCCUGACCGCCAGCAACAAGUUGACCCACAAAGUAGCGCAGACGCUGCGGGCGCUCUAUGCGUCCAAGGCCACCUCCAGCUAGUGAACCCCCAACCCCUCAAUCCCAACCCAGGCCUGAUCUCCCCACAAAACUGCCAAAUCUCAGAGGCCACAAUCCCAACACACUACUCCAGCGGCGUUACGGUGCAUCCUUGCUUUAUAUUGUGCAUAUUUUUUUUUUGUUCAUAUAUUAAAUAUAUAUUUAAAAGAAAAGAAAGAAAAAGAAAAAAAAAAGUGAUCCCAGGAUGCGGUUAAGGAAAAUAAUGUUUGAAAAACAUUGUUGGGUGCUCCUUCGCUGUUGUGCAGCUGUCUGAUUUCUACUUUGAGUGUACAAAAGUUUUCACAUCAACACAAAAAAUUCUUUAUAUAUCUGAAAGGUAAUGACAUGUGUAAAAAGAUGCAGUGAAUAUUGGGGGAAUAAAUUAGUUUCUUAACAUUCUUAUUGAAAAUGAGACACAAAGUUCUUUUGGAGUAAUAGAGCACCGAACGACUUUUAUAUUAGUUAGCUCUUCCAUUUCUGUUCCAUUUUGUUCCAUUUUUUGUGUAUGUCUAUGCUGUACUAUAACAGAGAUAUACUUUUUUGAUGUAAUUUAUUGACGAAACCCUACGCAUGCAGUACCUCUGAGCUACUCGAAGGGUUCCUUUUGUAAAUGUACCUUUUGUUGUAUUUAGUCUCUCUGGUUAUCAAAAAGAAACAAAGACAAAAAAAAAUUCAAGCACUUGUGGCAGUACACAUACUGCAAUUAAUUUUUUACUUGCAUUUUUGUUAUUAUUGUUUAUUUUUUGCUUUGGCUUCCCAGGGGGGCAAUAUAGCCCCUGUAAGCUAUGGGUGGAGUGGAUAUAUUCAGCACACUGUUUCAAUUUAAAGAAAGAAAAACAGAAUAAAAAAUAAUACUGUGUGCUUUUUCUCUCUGAUCCCCAUCAUAUCUGUCUCCCUUUUGCGUUACUGGAGUGCACAGGCCGUCGGCUUUUGUACGACACUAAUUUGCCAACUGUUGGAAAUCAAAACCGAAAAACCUCCUACCUCACAUACCCUAGGUCUUAACGUGUGAGCAGAAGUGUAGAAGGUUGACAGUGUUCUCUUUGCAGCUAGUUUGAUAUUUAAAACAAGGACAUUUAUUUAAGCUUAUGAUAAUAUGAUCGGAAUGGUUUUAUAUGAAAGUAUAAUUCUUUUUAGCCACGUAGUUGAACUCUUGUAUGGAUUUUGGCAAAGAGCUAUUAAAAUAAUAUUGUAACUUAA
Molecule: messenger RNA, 8270 nt
Organism: Alosa alosa (allis shad)
Lineage: Eukaryota; Metazoa; Chordata; Actinopteri; Clupeiformes; Clupeidae
Gene: nipbla
Product: NIPBL cohesin loading factor a
Biological process (GO): establishment of mitotic sister chromatid cohesion; embryonic viscerocranium morphogenesis; regulation of gene expression
Cellular component (GO): Scc2-Scc4 cohesin loading complex
Molecular function (GO): chromatin binding
Source: RefSeq, a predicted model, not a curated record